This is a messenger RNA of Acanthaster planci (crown-of-thorns starfish), 3071 nucleotides long. Its product is annotated as collagenase 3-like. Gene Ontology annotation, cellular component: extracellular matrix. The record is from RefSeq and is a predicted model, not a curated record. Gene Ontology annotation, molecular function: zinc ion binding; metalloendopeptidase activity. Gene Ontology annotation, biological process: extracellular matrix organization; collagen catabolic process; proteolysis. NCBI's taxonomy places the organism in Eukaryota, Metazoa, Echinodermata, Asteroidea, Valvatida, Acanthasteridae.
GUAAUCAUUUCAUGCAUUCGACCCACACCUGUACUCUGGCGUAGUCUUUGUUCUUACAAGCGCAGGGUUAAUUGGUUCGGAUGCCCAAAUCCUAGGAGGUGCAUUAAGAUCGACUGAUUUGUUAUCAUUUGAUCGCGUGAGCUCCUCUCAAGCACGCAUGUCCGGCCAAAAUGAUCUGCAACUUCAUUCUUGGGUGCUACACUCGCUUUAAGAGGUCUGAACCUGACCAUAGCCAUGAAUAAAUAAAAGUAAAAAACCACUAAUCUGUAGAACACUGGGGUCAUAGAAAAAGCUCAAAUGCCACGAUUAGGCCGAAAAGAGACAAUUUGACGAUGGUAAACGCGAGGAUGUUGAGUGGACGGCUAGACAGGUUGAAACAAUGACGCUUGAACGCGAAGUAACGGAAAAUGACUUGUCCAUAUUCCCACGCACACUUGGACACCUUUUUACUCUUUUUCUGUCACCGUGCAGAUCAGGUUUCAAUACAAACAAGACGAUCGAGCGAAUUGCAAAGUCACCGUUGACCCGUUGCAUAUCGUUUAUACUUGACAACCUAACACCAGCGUCGCGUAUAAAAGCAAGGGUGAGCUCACGUCUGUAUAUCAGACGUCUGCAAGACACAUUCUUAGCGAAUCAAUCUUGACAGAAGCGAAGGAGUUAGUAUCAGAGCUGUCUAGUUUCUGCAUAAUUCUGGCCAUGAAACAUUACUUGACGAGACUGUGCUUUCUUUUGCUCCUCUGGAGCACCGAUGCAACUCGUCCAAGCCGGAGGGAACAUCAUGAAGUCACCGAAACAGAUCUAAGCGGCACUGUGAGGUACUUGAAGAAAUACGGCUACAUGAACACAGGUGAGAAUUCUGGGAGACCCAUCAGUUCGACUGAUGACCCUCGUCUGAGUGCAAGCAUACGGCGGAUGCAGCACUUUUUCCAUCUACCGGUUACGGGCAGACCAGACCGACAGACAGUCGAGAUGAUGAGGCAACCGCGCUGCGGGUGUCCAGACGUGGUGGCCGGUGGGGAAGGGGCUGGUGAAGUUAUGAUGAACAUCGAAUUGCCUCUGCAGUAUAGCAUUACCGGUCGAAGUUUCAGGUGGACAAAAACAGACAUCAGUUACAAACAUUUGAACUAUCCGUCGGGCCAAAAUGCUCUGCAGCCGCAAGAGGUACGCCGAAUCAUCAAGAAAGCCUUCAAAGUUUGGAGUGACGUCACCCCUCUAACCUUCCGAGAGGUCCAGGACCCGUCUCAGGGGGCCGACAUCAAGAUCAAAUUCGGCAGCAGAAUGCACCAUGCAGAGGAGCCGCAGUGGUUUUCCUUUGAUGGGAAGGACGGCGAGUUGGCGCACGCUUUCUCCCCUAAUAGCUUCUGGGGCGACCUGGAGGGUGACAUUCACUUCGAUGACGAUGAAAUGUUUACAGCUAACGGCCGAGUAGGAUAUGCCUUGUUUCUAGUCGCUGCUCAUGAGAUCGGACACAGCCUUGGCUUGGCUCAUUCUGACGAUCCAGAUAGUCUUAUGUGGCCAAACUAUAUGCAAGUUCCUGUUAACGGUUACCAACUACCCCAAGAUGACACGCAAGGAAUACAACACAUUUACGGCGUAAGACUUGGUGACCGACCUGAACCUGACAGGGCAGUAGCCGUUCCAACACGGCGCACGAAGCGACCGCCGGACGCCGUGUAUACCAUGUGCCACGAGCCAUUCACUGCUCUGUUGAAAAUGGACAACACGCUUUUCGCAUUCAGGGACAAUCUGGUCUGGCUGAUCCGCAUCAGCGACAGACAGCUGCUGUCUCCUCCCGGUGGGGAGCGAGCCCAACGAUACUGGAAAGGAUUACCGAAGAGGAUAACGGCUGUGUACCAGCGAGGGGAUGGAAACGUGGUCUUCUUUAAAGGCUCCAAGUACUACGUCUACAAUGGCAAGCGUAGAGUCGGCCAACCAAAGAGACUCAGUGCAAUGAGAAUCAGACGUCCCCCCAUGGCUGCACUCCAAGCCAGCCAAAUGGCACCUAACAAGACCUACCUAAUACGGGGCGACCAAGUGUGGCUGUAUGACGAGGUGACGGAGUUUGUGGAGGCAGGUUAUCCGCGACGUGUCAGUGAGGUUUGGGUCAAUCUACCAACUGGGGUGACGGGAGGCGAGAUGCUGAAUGACGGCUCUUUCCUGUUUCUGAAAGGCUCUCGGUAUUUUGAGGUGAACGUCAACAACCAAAUCACGUCACAACGUGGGAGCAGAGCCCAUCUUUUCAGCGUUGACUUUCUCGGCUGUUCACCUUGAUCGGGCAAACGUAGAGCACGAUUAAAGUGAAAACGUGCGGUAACACAUGGGAUCAACUCGUGAGUUUGCGUGGUUCUGAAAAGCUGUUUAAGUUUGUUAAACUUUCAAAAGUCGGUAAAAAUACAACACAUUGUAUCAUGAUACCGAUGAGAUUUAUUAUGAAGACAGUUAAUUCAUUUGAGAUUUUGGGCGGUCUAGAGAGUACUUACAGUAGGCCUAGUUCAUACGGUGAACACAUGUACAUUUACAUGUAUUAAUGUGCUAUGUUAUAAGAUAUAAGCCCACAUGUAGUUUCUAUUAUGCUUCAAUAAGGUGUAUAUCGGUAACCAGAAAAUGUAUGUUGAAAUGUCAGAGAAAUUCAUAGAGAAGAAGAUGAAGGGUGACCGAGAGCGUCGUUACGAGUUCCUUGAAAAAUACAUGAAAGCUUUCUCGAAGGGCUCGGUUUCCUUGUUACCUUACAACGCCGUACACGAUGAAAUCAGAACUUUUACAGUGAAAGGUCCAAUUACACAUAUUAUGACGUGAAUGGGGCCAAAAAACCAAACAAAUCUGAUUCCCUCAGAUCGGCCCCUCAUGCUGCGUGGGCAGGCAUUUCGUUAGGAACAUUAAGUUUUGAAAACCAGGCUUCAGGGCUGAUUUUCAAGUAAUAUAAUUUCUUCGUCAUGUAUCGUUAUCAUAAUGAAGGCCAAUCAGCAAUGGAUUUUAUCAUUCUUUUGCUAUUCAUGAAAGCUUUGGUGACUUCCAAUUACCGACUACCCACUGUGUGUAACGCUAUGUGAUCUUUGCCUAUUGCAAUGGAU